CGUUUUGUCACAGUUACAAUUUACCAUUUGUCGGCGACGGACGCGCGCUCUCCGCUUAGCCAAGUAAAAUUGAAAACCGAAGAAAAGCUCGCUCAGCUAACGGUUCUUCAGGAGCGUUUCUAACACCACUACAAACGCCGCCAACAGCAGUCGUCGGCCCGUCUCGUAUAAAAUCUGUUGCAUCACUGCUGCGGCACUUCAGUCGUUCGAGCGCGUGCGGCCGGAGAAGUGCAGUUUACAAACACGAAAUAAAAAUCAAAAAUCAAAAGCAAAAAAUAAAAUAAACAUAUUAAUAACAAGAACUAAACAACAAGCGAAAAUGCUUGGCUGCAGUGACCACUUAGGCAGCCUAAAAUGAAGCUUAAAAUUUAACCAGAAAUUGGGAAAAAGAACUUUGAAAACAUUUCCAAAGACCCGCUUACCUCAGUGCAAUGCUUUAGGCCUUAAAUUUAAAUUUUGAUUUAAACCGAAAUCUGAACUCUAAAAAACAUCCAAAAUUAACGCUCUACAAGGCAUCAAGAUUUUACCCUCCUUCGCGCAACUGAAAAUGCUGAACAUGGAGUCGCCGCAGAUGUACGCCGAUGCCGUUCAGACAUUGGCCCAGCUGGACCUCAAGAAGGAGCCCCCGCUGCAGCAGGCGACCAUUGGCCAAAUAACCCUGACGGCCAUGUCCACGGCACAACAGCAGCAGCAACAGCAGCAGCAGCAACAACAGCAGCAACAACAGCAGCAACAGCAGCAGCAGCAACCUCAGCAACAGACAACCGAUGCCAACAACAACACUUCCCAGGAUGCGGCCCUUCUCGUUAAGCAGCACGCCAUGCAUCAAAUGCAACAGGUUGCCGCCUUGGGCAGCAACAACAACUUGCUGCAGAAGCAAAUGUUGCAGCAGUACACAACCCAAACGGACCUGGACGAACUGACCACCCAGGAGAUAACCCUUGACCUGCAACACCUGAUCGACGAUCAGUUCAGGGAUACGGAAACGCUGGGCAUCUUCAGCGACAUGGUGACCAGUCCAGGUGGUCUCUCGGCCACUCUACCGCCCAGCGGAAUGGUCUCGGCUGCGGCGAAGGUCCUGCAGCAGCAAACCCUGAGGAAUCAGCACGGAUACGUGGGCAGGGGAGGUGGUGGAGGAGGAGGUGGAGCGCUGGCCUACAUGCCACAGCCUGUUCAUGCCACCUACAACAAUUCCAGCGACGAGAACAGCUCCGUGGGCUCCGAUUCCAGUACGAUCAAGGAGGAGCCCAUAGAUCCGGAGUACAGAAGACACCUCCAGGAGGCUGCCAACCAGCAGGCUGCCUUUAUGGGCAACGGUGGAGGCCUCUACAACGGCUAUGGAGCGGGAGCUAAUGGACUGUCCGGAGGAAACCCCCUCAACGGAGGCAACACCACUCCGAGCAGCAAUGGGAGCAACGGCAGCACGGGCAGCAGCAAUGGCAGCCAGUUCACCAACCUGACAACCGCCAAUGUCCUGGCCCAUCACAACCUUCCUCACCUGGCAGCCGCUGCAGGAGCCCAGCAUCUGCUGAAGCAGCACAGCAAGUUGCAUGCACAGCAGCAACAUCAGCAGCACCAGCAGCAGCAGCAGCAUCGGAAGCACAGCAACAAGCAUGUGGACAAGGGCACGGAUGAGUACCGGAGGAGGCGGGAGAGGAACAACAUUGCCGUGCGGAAGAGUCGGGAGAAGGCCAAAGUGCGUUCGCGGGAGGUGGAGGAGCGGGUGAAGAGCCUGCUCAAGGAGAAGGACGCCCUCAUCCGGCAGCUGAGCGAAAUGACCAAUGAACUGCAGCUCCACAAGCAGAUCUACAUGCAGCUGAUGAACCACGCCAAUCCCGAGGUGAGCCGCGUGUGCCGCAGCUUCCUGAACACCAAUGAGCACUCGCUGUAGCAGAUACAAAGAUAGUGUCCUUUGGGCAUGAGAAUGAGUGUGUGUGACUGCCUGAGUGUGUGAGUGUUUCAGUCUGUAAGUCUGUAAGUCUGUAAGUCUGCGUGUGUGUGUGUGUCUAAGAGAGACUCUGUUAAAUCAAAGAUUCAAAAUGCUGUGUGGGUAGCUCGUAAGAACCAUUUUCCUUCUGCUAUUCAUCGUCUUGGUAAGCGGUCGUAGAUGAUGCAGCGGCAAACGAUAUUCACCUGAGCUUACCAGCCGCUUCAUCGUUUACGACCUUCUCAAACUCUUCUGCCGCAACGUCUGGCAUUCCUUUGUACAUUUACUCUGCUCCCCCUCUACGCCCCCUUCUUGUUAUCAUUGUAAAGCAUAUUUUUGUACUUAAUUCUUAACGACUGUAACAUAUAUUUCGCACAUUUUUAUACAUAAUCUUAUACAUUAUUAUCUUAUCAUAAAGUUAAGCCAAAGAAAAAUGUUAAAAAUAUUAAUGUAAAAAAUAACACGCAGGAAGAGAAAACGGAAAAUA
Molecule: messenger RNA, 2414 nt
Organism: Drosophila eugracilis
Lineage: Eukaryota; Metazoa; Arthropoda; Insecta; Diptera; Drosophilidae
Gene: slbo
Product: CCAAT/enhancer-binding protein
Exons: 1
Coding region: 548-1891 (447 amino acids)
Biological process (GO): DNA-templated transcription; regulation of transcription by RNA polymerase II
Molecular function (GO): RNA polymerase II cis-regulatory region sequence-specific DNA binding; DNA-binding transcription factor activity, RNA polymerase II-specific
Source: RefSeq, a predicted model, not a curated record